AUGGAGCCUCAGGACUCGAUUAGCGCAGACGAGAUCGCACUCUACGAUCGCCAAAUCCGUCUCUGGGGCGUCCAGGCGCAAGAAAAGCUUCGAUCCGCGAACAUCCUCUUGAUCACAUUCAAGGCGCUUGCGAACGAGGUCGCCAAAAACCUGGUAUUGGCGGGCAUUGGUAGUCUGACCAUUGUUGAUGAUGCCAUUGUCACCGACGAAGACCUCGGCGCGCAAUUCUUCAUAAAUCAAGACUGCCUCGGCCAAAACCGAGCGCAAGCUGCAGCUCCGGCUGUUCGCUCCAUGAACCCACGGGUCCAGCUUCAUAUCGACACAGACAACAUAGCCAACAAGCCUCCAGAAUUCUUCGCGCGAUUCGAUAUCACAAUCGCAACUGAGCUGAGUUUCUCAAUGCAUGCGAGCAUAAACGCGGCGUGUCGUCUCGCUGGUCGCCCAUUCUACGCCGCAGGACUGCAUGGAUUUUACGGAUUUGUCUUUGCCGACCUCAUCGAGCAUGAUUUCGUGAUUGAGCGAUCACAAUCAAAUGUCGCAUCAGCAUCUCGAGAAACCCUGACGCGGACAAUUCUGGACAUCAAAACCAAGAGGGAGAACGGGAAAGUUAUUGAAAUGGUUACAAAGCGGGAGACGUAUUCGCCUCUACUCUUAGCCAACACUUCACCACUUCCUGAAGAUUACACCCGUCUACCCCGCCGCAGACGACAAGUGACACCACUUCUCAGUUGCCUCCGAGCAACGUGGGAAUUCCAGAAACUUAGCCAAGGCAGACUGCCGACCUUUGAUGAUUUCGAGGUAUUCUGGAAGCUAGCCCACGAUGUGCACCAAGAACUUAAGCUCGACAUUGCUAGCAUUGACGCCGUAUUUCUACGGAAAUUUAUCCAAAAUCUCGGCUCUGAAUUGAGUCCUGUGGCUGCCUUUUUAGGUGGCAGCUUAGCCCAAGAUGUCAUUAAUGUCUUGAGCUCGCGCGAGCAACCGCUUCAGAACCUCUUGCUGUUUGACGGCGAGAGAUCUGUCGCGCCCAUUUACCCACUUCAUCCUUUCUUCCCUCCAGAGAUAGAGAACGCCAUGCCUGCCGUCGCUCCUGUAGCAAACCCAAUUCCACUGAACGGCCAUCCCGGCGUGGGACCUCUAUAG
Molecule: messenger RNA, 1140 nt
Organism: Aspergillus calidoustus
Lineage: Eukaryota; Fungi; Ascomycota; Eurotiomycetes; Eurotiales; Aspergillaceae
Source: the annotation of a GenBank genome assembly